GGUCACGUUGACAGUCUUCCCUGUUGUCAUGGAGCCAGGCGCGUGCGACUCCUGUCACACGGGAGUGAAGGACAAGUUGAUGAAUGGACACGUGGAUCAGUUUAUUGGACAGAAAAGAGAGAAAUAAACAAGUACUGUCUCCAUACAAUGAUCGGGCGCACGUGUCUCGUUGUGGGCAGACGUGUCUCCGGCCCCGGUCUGCGCUUCUCGUCGUCUGGCGGAGAAAUAAAGAAAGAAGAAUGUGAGAGGACAAAGUCGUCACUGCUCACAAAGCAGGCGUCUCUCUAUGUUCACUGGCCUUACUGUCUCAGGAGGUGCUCCUACUGCAACUUUAACAAGUACAUACCCAGAGAGAACAACCACCACGCCAUGACCGAGUGCCUGCAGCGGGAGGCCGUGCAUUUGCUGCAGCUCAGUCAGGUGUCAUCGAUCACCUCUGUGUUUUUCGGCGGUGGGACUCCGAGCUUGGCAAACCCAUCAACCAUUGGUGCAAUCCUCGAAACUGUCUCCGGGCAGGUGGACUUCUCAGAUCGGGCAGAGGUCACUCUGGAGGUCAACCCUACUCCUGAGGGAAUGUCAAAGUUAGAGGAUUACUGCCGUGCUGGGGUGAACCGGUUUUCCAUUGGGGUCCAGUCUUUGCAGGACGAUGACCUGAGAGUUCUGGGGCGAGACCACAGCUCUCAUCAGGCUCUGCAAACCAUCGAAGAGGCCCAGAGGUUGUGCCCGGGGAGGGUGUCGGUAGACGUCAUAUUCGGGCGACCCGGACAGAGAGUUGACUCCUGGGAGAAGGAGUUGUCUGAGGUGCUGAAGGUGUGCGACGACCACGUUUCCCUGUACCAGCUGACUCUGGAGCGAGGCACGCAGCUGUUCAAACAGGUGCAGCGAGGGGAAGUCACUGUGCCGGCCGACGAUGUGACGGCAGAGAUGUUCCAGAGUGCGAGGAGGACUUUCCUCAAGAGUGGCUUUGUGCAGUAUGAAGUGUCCAACUUCGCAAGGAAUAAUGCAGUGAGUCAUCACAAUCUGAGCUACUGGAAAGGGCGACAGUACAUUGGUGUUGGCCCAGGUGCACACGGACGCUUUGUUCCCUUUGGGGAGGGAGGCGUCGCUCGCGAAGCCCGGACCCAGACUCUGGAGCCUGACUUAUGGAUGCGUGAAGUCCGGCAGAAGGGACAUGGGACGCGGAGGAGGAUUCAGCUCAGCCACCUUGAACUUUUGGAGGAGGUGCUGGUGAUGGGAAUGAGAUUGACCGAGGGCAUUAAUCACAAGCAUUGGGAGUUGUUCAGCCCUCAGCUGGGCCUCCGUGACAUCUUUGGAACUUCAGCCGACGUCCAAGACCUGCUGCGUAAUGGACGGCUGAUUCUCGAUGACAGAGGUCUGCGCAGCUCCUGGGAUGGACUGGCCUUACUGGACAGCAUACUGCCAGCUCUACUGGUGGAGCUGGAAACACAGAUUGUCCAAAAGCUACAAAGAGACUUAACACAGGAGACCUCCAGCCAACGAUGACUGUAAUAGUGAAAGCUUGUUUUCGGGUGAGACCGGCAGGACCAGUGAUCAGUCGAAGCAGUCUAACAUAUCCAACAUUUAAUGCUACCAUAUUUAUUUUAAUAUUUUUUUCUCAUUUUAUUUUACAUUUUUUCUUUUGAAAUCAUUGAGUAUUUGCCUGUUUUAGUUGCCCUGAUAUCUUAAAACUACCAAAACAUCACCAGUCUUAUGACUCAACAUUUUAAAUGCACCCCCUCUAUAAAGGAGUCCGACGUCACGACCCCCCACAGAUUGUAUUUACCAAGAAAAACCCUUGCAAACGGUAUUUAGUAAAAACCUUUUACCGCUUAA
Solea senegalensis (Senegalese sole) is the source of this 1833-nucleotide messenger RNA. It is a transcript of the gene rsad1, whose product is annotated as radical S-adenosyl methionine domain containing 1. The record is from RefSeq and is a predicted model, not a curated record. Lineage: Eukaryota; Metazoa; Chordata; Actinopteri; Pleuronectiformes; Soleidae. Gene Ontology annotation, cellular component: cytoplasm. The transcript has 9 exons. Gene Ontology annotation, molecular function: 4 iron, 4 sulfur cluster binding; coproporphyrinogen oxidase activity. Gene Ontology annotation, biological process: porphyrin-containing compound biosynthetic process. Bases 148 to 1503 code for a protein of 451 amino acids.